Molecule: messenger RNA, 852 nt
Organism: Moneuplotes crassus
Lineage: Eukaryota; Ciliophora; Spirotrichea; Euplotida; Euplotidae
Source: the annotation of a GenBank genome assembly
UUUACAUUUAAGUUUUUAAAAUAAUAAAUGGAAAGUACUACUAAAGCUAUUGAAGAAGAGAACACCCAGAUAAUCCGCCUAGAGAAGUCUGUCCUGGCAGAAACCAAGGAGCAAGAGGUCACCACAUGCCAGAGCAUCCUCUAUAAAAUUCUUCCAUAUAAAAAAGUUGAGCCACCGGAUCCAGACUCCGAAGAAUUUUCAGCAAACGGUUGGCUUACCAUGGCGAUGUACGACAUCGGAGAUAGACAAUUUAUGAAAAGUUUGAAGUGUCUUAAGGUUUUUGAUAUAGGUUAUCUUACUUUGGGUUGGAUUGAUUCUAAAAACAGGAGUUUUGUUUUAAAUUUCUUACAAUCCUCAUUCCCAAAUAAAAUUAAGAAUCUCUAUUUUAAAUCCGAUGACCAAAUGGAUCUGAAAAGGUCCAACUACUUAAACUCCCUGACCAGACUCAGCUCCAAAGUCGUUGAACAAGUUGAAUUUCAAAAUUUCAGCAUCGGCCCACCCCAACUCAAGAAGCUCGUGGCAGCUUUCAGGCAUGUGAGAACUUUGAGAUUGGAACAUUGCUGGCUAUCUAUCCCAAGAACUCCUGAUUUGUCGAAGGCUCUGAAGAAUUGCCAAAUCCAGAAAAUAAGUUUAAACGGAUCAGGACACUCGAGUAGAAGCGACUGGUGGGAGAACUACGGAGAGUUCAGGAACUUGGUACUAGGGUUAGCAAGUUCUCCAGAUUUAAGAUUGAGUCUUGAAGAAGUAGAUGUCUCUGACUGCGGAGUAAUGGAAAAUGACGCUAAAAGUUUCUUUGGAGGAAAACUGUUUGGAGGAGUUAACGUAAUUGUGGAUCUUUAAAUUUUGGCUAAA